Molecule: messenger RNA, 627 nt
Organism: Neltuma alba
Lineage: Eukaryota; Viridiplantae; Streptophyta; Magnoliopsida; Fabales; Fabaceae
Exons: 2
Coding region: 142-570 (142 amino acids)
Biological process (GO): protein modification process
Source: RefSeq, a predicted model, not a curated record
UUCUCUUUGUAGCAUUUUUGCUGUUAUCGUCAUCUCAUUUCUUCUCCUACUUCCGAAAUAGCAUUCUUUCCAUUAGUUUGAAUUCAAUUCUUGUCCACUAGUAGUGGGUUCCUCUCAAAGUUGGAAACAAAGUGCAGAGCUAUGGCUUUGGUGGGUAAAGCAAGAGAAGCAGGGAUUCCAUUGAUGAAGCUGAUUAGAUUAAAAGGGGUUCCUAUUUUGGAACAAUUGUACUUAGAGGAACGGCUGCUUCGGACUAGUUCAGAUAAUUGGUGUCUGAUUAAUGAAGGAACAAAUUGCCCUGCCAUUGUCAUGGGUUUGUCUGGGAAACUUUCAGAACUUGUUGAAGUCAGGUCUGUGUUGCGGGAUCAGAUUCCUGUCAUCAGGAGGUUUUCUGGGGGAGGCACUGUUAUUGUUGACCAAGGAACUAUAUUUGUUACUCUCAUAUGUAAUAAAGAUUCUGUUCCAGAUAUUCAGCCCUUUCCUCGUUCCAUCAUGUCAUGGAGUGGUCAGUUAUACAGUGAAGUUUUUGAAGGGAUUGGUGAUUUCCAUCUUCGUGAGAAUGGUACAUAGGUUUCGCCUUAAUCAUUGUGCUUUUAGUUUUUCAAGUCAAUUUAGCUGUCGCGUUCU